AUGCCGAGGAAUCGCGGGGGACGACCGACCCUAAGUCAGGGUUUAGACCGUGAGGUCUACCAGGUCGUACGCAAAAUUAUUGACGACCAACCGGAUGCCAGUCGUAUUCGUCUCUCGGCUCCAUCAAUUUACGAACAAAUCAAGAAAUCGAACUCGAGCCUGAAUCGGAAACCAAAGAAAUUGCUGGAGGACAGUCUGGAACGAGUCCUGGAAGUGGUGAAAGCUGACAUGGGAGAGGACGACGAGGACUCUGUGGAGGGUGAUUUUGAGGGUCUGGAAGAACCGCCCACUACAGAACCCAACGGUGUCAACCAGAGCAUUGUUGGCCAGUGGAACACCCCGAAGCCAACCAAGAAAUCCGAGUCGUCUGGAACAUCUUCGAAGAGAAGGCGAGAUGGCGGGGAGUCUGCUUCUAAGAGGCGGAAAGCAGAUGCUGCUAUUGAUCGGUCCCCGCCAACACAUGUCAGUCUGGCCGAUUUGGGUGGUUUGGACGAUGUGGUGCAAGAAUUAGGUGACCUCGUCAUCCUACCCAUGACCCGACCACAGGUUUAUAUCUCUUCAAAUGUACAGCCUCCCCGUGGAGUAUUAUUACACGGGCCCCCAGGUUGUGGUAAGACUAUGAUUGCCAAUGCAUUUGCGGCGGAGCUAGGUGUGCCAUUCAUCUCAAUCUCCGCUCCUUCUAUCGUCUCCGGUAUGUCGGGUGAAUCUGAGAAGGCUCUCCGGGAACACUUCGACGAGGCUAAGCGACUUGCGCCUUGCCUCAUUUUCAUUGAUGAGAUUGAUGCAAUUACACCAAAGCGAGAGAGUGCACAAAGGGAAAUGGAAAAGCGAAUUGUCGCCCAGCUGUUGACUUGUAUGGAUGAGAUUGCUCUCGACAAGACAGACGGUAAGCCCGUGAUUGUUCUGGCAGCUACCAAUCGACCAGACAGCCUGGAUGCUGCAUUGCGUCGUGGUGGUCGCUUCGAUAAGGAGAUUAACAUGACUGUUCCAUCCGAGCCAGUCAGAGAAUUAAUUCUCCGGGCUUUGACUCGCAAAAUGCAAUUAGCGGAUGACCUGGACUUUAAGACGCUGGCGAAGAGAACUCCUGGAUUUGUUGGUGCCGAUCUUAACGACCUUGUCUCCACCGCAGGAUCAACUGCUAUUAAGCGAUACUUGGAAAUUCUCAAAUCCAACAGUGGCGAGGAGAUGGAAAUCGAAGGAGAGGAUGAGCUUAGCCCCAGAGUCCGAGAACUGCGCCGUCUAAUCUCACACGCCAAAGAGAACCCCAUUGGCGACGAGGCAGAAGUAGUUCAUGUUUCGAACGCAGAUUUCUUUGUCGCCCUGCCUAAGAUCCAGCCAUCCUCUAAGCGUGAAGGCUUUGCGACCGUUCCCGAUACCACAUGGGCCGAUAUUGGUGCUCUGGGUGGUGUCCGUGACGAACUGUCCACUGCUAUUGUCGAGCCAAUCAGGAACCCAGAUAUCUAUGAAAAGGUCGGUAUUACCGCGCCAACGGGUGUUCUCCUCUGGGGUCCCCCAGGUUGUGGUAAGACUCUGCUGGCUAAGGCCGUGGCCAAUGAGUCGCGCGCCAAUUUCAUCAGCGUCAAGGGACCCGAGCUUCUGAACAAAUUCGUCGGUGAAUCCGAGCGUGCAGUACGCCAAGUCUUUGUCCGAGCACGUUCCUCUGUUCCUUGUGUUAUCUUCUUCGAUGAACUGGACGCUCUUGUGCCUCGCCGUGACGACUCUCUCUCCGAAGCUUCGGCCCGUGUUGUCAACACACUCCUCACUGAACUCGAUGGUCUAGGCACUCGGCAAGGCAUCUAUGUCAUUGCCGCUACCAACCGACCCGAUAUCAUUGACCCAGCCAUGCUUCGACCUGGUCGUCUCGAGACUCUGCUCUUUGUCAACCUUCCCUCGCCCCUUGAGCGUGUCGAUAUUCUACAAACUUUGAUCCGGAAUCUGCCCAUUGACUUCAGUGACGAUUUGCGGAGACUUGCCGAAGAAUGUGAGGGCUUCAGUGGUGCGGAUCUCGGCAGCUUGUUGCGCCGUGCUGGUUACUUGGCCAUUAAGCGCCGCGAUGCGAUGCGCGUUGAAGAUUUCAUGGCUGCUAAGUCUUUCAUAAGACCUAGUGUAACUGAUUUGAAGAAGUAUGAAAAGCUGCGCAGAGACUGGGGUGGUGGUGUUUGA
Molecule: messenger RNA, 2163 nt
Organism: Penicillium angulare
Lineage: Eukaryota; Fungi; Ascomycota; Eurotiomycetes; Eurotiales; Aspergillaceae
Product: putative AAA family ATPase/60S ribosome export protein Rix7
Exons: 3
Coding region: 1-2163 (720 amino acids)
Biological process (GO): ribosome biogenesis
Cellular component (GO): nucleus
Molecular function (GO): ATP hydrolysis activity; ATP binding; RNA binding
Source: RefSeq, a predicted model, not a curated record